CCAUGCAGAUAAUUAAAUGACUCAAGAAUGAAAACUGUAAAUAUUAAUAUAUCAGUUCAGUUGUCAUCUUAGAAAAUCAAGUUUUGGGCAGAUACUGUUGUGCGGAGUGGUUAAGAUAGUGUUUGAAAAACAGAGAUUGGAGAGCAUAUAAAAAUGUAUAAUAUAGAGAUCGUGUAUAUGGCUGAAGGUUCUGCCUUGAGAAGGAAAGGGAGUUGGCUUUUUGCAGAGCUGUGCCUGGGCUCACACGGAGCCUUGUGCUGCUCUGGGCCCAUUUCUCUGAGGUUGCUGGGUUGCAGGAGUGAGGUACUGACAAGCCAUGAAACUCAGAUGGGACAAUGUGGACAUGCAAAAUAUGCACUGAGCUGCCUUCUCAUCUCUUGUUCCUCCUGAUGUUCAAAGUUCUUGCCUUGGGUUUGUUUGUCUUAGAUUGCAAACAGGACGGGUAACAUCUUAAAUAUGUUUAAGUAAUCCUUGAAGGACACGACGUGUUCUGGGAGACAACCACUUUAUUUUUAUUCUUCUUUGGAAUUGUGGAUAGUUCAUACUGACAAAAGAGCAGAGCCCCAUCCUUUUUGGGAACAGAUUAAACUCUUGUCACUCGGAGUUCCACAAGUGCCUGGGUCAUGACUGAAGUGAUCGACUAACAAGAAAAAUCAUGACAGUUACCUCUAAGUGCCUGAAGCAGGAAGGCCAUUAAUUUGUCUUUACUCAUUUUAACAGGUGUAUUGGGGACAUCAUGAAUUGGAAUAAAGGUGGACCUGGCACAAAGAGAGGCUUUGGGUUUGGUGGAUUUGCCAUAACACCUGGCAAGAAAGAGGAGCCCAAGCUGUCUCAGCAGUCGCACAGCGCGUUCGGCACCGCCGGCUCCUCGGCGGCGUUCGCGAAAUCGGGGCCCCCUCAGCUGCCUUCCUUCUACAAAAUUGGGUCAAAGAGAGCCAACUUUGAUGAGGAGAAUGCGUACUUUGAGGAUGAAGAGGAAGAUUCCAGCAAUGUGGAAUUGCCCUACAUUCCUGCAGAGAAUUCCCCCACUCGGCAGCAGUUCCACUCCAAGUCAGCAGACUCUGACAGUGAUGAUGAUCCUCUGGAGGCAUUCAUGGCUGAAGUGGAGGAUCAGGCUGCUCGAGACAUGAAGAGACUCGAAGAUAAAGACAAAGAGAAAAAGAACGUUAAGGGUAUUCGAGAUGACAUUGAAGAGGAAGAUGACCAAGAAGCGUAUUUCCGCUACAUGGCUGAGAACCCCACUGCUGGUGUGGUGCAGGAGGAGGAGGAGGAUAACCUGGAGUAUGACAGUGAUGGCAAUCCCAUUGCACCAUCCAAAAAAAUCAUUGAUCCUCUUCCACCUAUUGACCAUUCAGAGAUUGAAUACCCACCAUUUGAGAAAAAUUUCUAUGAUGAGCACGAGGAGAUCACCAGCCUGACCCCGCAGCAGGUGGUGGAGUUACGGCAUAAGCUGAACCUCCGGGUCUCCGGGGCUGCUCCUCCAAGGCCUGGCAGUAGUUUUGCUCAUUUUGGGUUUGAUGAGCAACUUAUGCAUCAGAUUAGGAAAUCUGAGUAUACCCAACCCACUCCAAUACAAUGUCAGGGUGUCCCAGUGGCACUAAGUGGCAGAGACAUGAUUGGGAUAGCCAAGACUGGAAGUGGGAAAACAGCUGCCUUCAUCUGGCCAAUGCUGAUCCACAUCAUGGAUCAGAAGGAGCUUGAGCCAGGGGAUGGUCCCAUUGCAGUGAUCGUCUGCCCAACCAGGGAGCUCUGCCAGCAGAUCCACUCGGAGUGCAAGCGCUUUGGCAAAGCCUACAACCUGCGCUCCGUGGCCGUGUACGGAGGAGGGAGCAUGUGGGAGCAAGCCAAGGCCCUGCAGGAGGGGGCAGAGAUCGUGGUCUGCACACCAGGUCGUUUGAUUGAUCAUGUGAAAAAGAAAGCUACAAACCUGCAGAGAGUCACGUACCUUGUGUUUGAUGAAGCUGACAGAAUGUUUGAUAUGGGGUUUGAAUAUCAGGUCAGAUCAAUCGCGAGCCACGUACGUCCUGACAGACAGACCCUCUUGUUCAGUGCCACGUUCCGUAAGAAGAUCGAGAAAUUGGCCCGGGAUAUUCUGAUCGACCCAAUCCGGGUUGUGCAAGGAGACAUUGGAGAGGCAAAUGAAGAUGUCACUCAGAUUGUGGAGAUUUUCCCCUCUGGGCCCAGCAAGUGGAACUGGCUGACACGGCGCCUCGUGGAGUUCACCUCCUCUGGGAGUGUCCUCCUCUUUGUCACCAAGAAGGCCAAUGCAGAGGAACUGGCCAAUAACCUCAAGCAGGAGGAUCAUAACCUGGGGCUGCUUCAUGGGGACAUGGACCAGAGUGAGAGGAAUAAAGUCAUUUCAGAAUUCAAGAAAAAGGGGAUCCCCAUCCUGGUAGCUACAGAUGUGGCAGCUCGAGGGUUGGAUAUCCCUUCCAUCAAGACUGUCAUCAACUACGACGUGGCUCGGGACAUCGACACGCACACGCACCGGAUCGGCCGCACCGGCCGCGCGGGGGAGAAGGGGGUGGCCUACACCCUGCUCACCCCCAAGGACAGCAACUUCGCUGGAGACCUCGUCAGGAACCUGGAGGGUGCCAACCAGCACGUCUCCAAAGAGCUGCUGGAUUUGGCAAUGCAGAAUCCGUGGUUCCGGAAAUCCCGUUUUAAAGGAGGGAAGGGCAAGAAGCUGAACAUUGGUGGUGGUGGCUUGGGAUACCGUGAGCGCCCCGGGCUGGGCUCAGAAAAUACUGACCGUGGAAACAACAACAGUGUGAUGAGCAACUACGAGGCCUACAAGCCAUCCACAGGGGCCAUGGGGGACAGGCUGACAGCAAUGAAAGCAGCUUUCCAGUCCCAGUACAAGAGUCACUUUGUUGCUGCAAGUUUAAAUAACCAAAAGACUGGGAGCUCUGCUGCUGGUGCCAGUGGCUGGACCAGCGCCGGGAGCCUGAACUCGGUCCCGACGAGUUCGGCGCAGCAGAACGUGGCCGGUGCCGAGAGCCCCGCGGCGGCCAAGGGAGCCCCGGGCUUCAGCAGCGGUGGCCAAGGGAGCAGCGGCAGCGGCGCCGCCUUCCCCAGCGCCGCGGCCCAGGGCUGCCCCGGCACCAACACCGGCACCAACACCGGCACCGGCGGCGUGGGCGGCGCCGCCAGAGAGCGGAACAGCCGGCACAGCGAGACCCCGCGGCGUGGGGAGGGCGGGGGGCGCUACAACAGCGAUGGCCAGCGGCACGGCGAAGGCGCUGGCCGGCACGGUGACCCCUCCCGGCACGGGGACGGCCGCCACGGUGACCUCCAUCGCCACGGCGAGGGCCGGCACUUCACCGAGCUGCCGGGCAGCGCCAGCCGCAACAACGGUGACAGCAGGAACAGCGAGGGCAGGAAUGGAGAGAACAGGAAGGAGGCCAACAGCCGAGACAACAAGACAGAUGGCUUUGCUGUCCCAGAGCCCCCAAAACGCAAGAAAAGCCGGUGGGACAGUUAAAAGCCGGGGGUUCACAGCCUGGAAUCUCUGCAGGUAGUGCUGUCUUUUUCCAGAGGAUUUCUUGGGGUUUUUGGUAGCUGGUUGUUGAGCAGCUGGGGCAGGAGAAGGAAACCGUGAGAACCUCCAGGCAAGUUCAUCUGCGGACAGAUUCACCCAAAGGAAAUGUACACAACACUUAGUGAAAGAAAUAAUUUUGAUAAAGCUCCCUGGUUUCUGCUUUGAAACAUUCAGUGCUCAAGUGACUCUGCUGGAUUUAAACAGAUCUUCUUGACAAAAAGAAGCUGUUCCACAUCCUUCAAACGUUAAGGAACUGUUGUCCAUAGAAGUGUAAGUUAGUCUUUUCUUAACCAGCGUUCACAUUUACAAACCAGUCCAGUCCACCUAGAGAUGCUCAGGACCUGCCUGUUAGACAUUAAUCUUGCAGCAGUUCGGUCAGUACGGUGAGUUCUUCCCCCAUCUCCUUUUCACAUAUUCUCCCCAAAUAAUUUGGCCUCUCUUCCCAUCAGUUUAGAAUGUAUCAAUUUGCUUUGCUGAAGGUGGGGCGGAGCAAGUUGGUUUUUGGUUGGUUUUUUUCUUGGUGUGUGUGUGUGGAGCUGUUCAAGGGAUCCUUCUCCAUCCCAGCAAACCACAAAUUCACUUGUAGUGUAGGUUGGACUCCCUGGCUUGUUUUGUGGUCAGUACUUUAAUUCCAAUCCCAUUGCCCAGAUUUUUUCUUUUCUUUCGAAGAACCUCCUGUUUUCUAAUAUCUCUCAUUCUGGUGGAAGCCUGCAUAGCAAACCUGUGUCUCUGCUGUGCCUAUGCACCCUCUGUUCUGAGAGGGUUGAGUACUUUCUUCAAAUUAAAACAAAAAAGGGAAAACAAUGUAGAUACACCACAACAAUCAGAGGCUGGACCCCCCCCAGGAAGUGUGGCUAAAGGAAGAAGAUUCAGAAAUUCAGGGAUCUCUUGCUCAGAAGCCUUUAGGGAGAACUCAGAAAACAAUUAAUGAAAAGAAACAGCUCAAAUCUGGCCCUGUUUUGGACACAUGUAGUAAAUCUGUAAAAUCUUGCUUGCCCGUUUUUAACUCGUUGCGUGUAUUCCCAUUUUUUAACUUUUACUUUUUGCCACAAGAUAGGGAAGAACUUUUCAGUUGGGACAGGUCAGCACCCACCGCUGGCUCGUUUCCACUGGAAGAUGUACCAGAAGCUGUCAGGGUUUUGUGACAUUGUGAUGUUUUCUUUAUCAGCUGUGCAUUUACUUUCUGCUUGCUCUAGUAAAUGUUUUAUUACUGGUACAAAAA
This is a messenger RNA of Sturnus vulgaris (Common starling), 4763 nucleotides long. The record is from RefSeq and is a predicted model, not a curated record. NCBI's taxonomy places the organism in Eukaryota, Metazoa, Chordata, Aves, Passeriformes, Sturnidae.